AACUCUGGAGCUGUUAAAUACAGAGGACAAAACUUGCCAAAGCUUUGUUAUUUUUCCAGUGUUUAGCAUAAUUGCAAAGGAAUAAUGAUUUCAUGAUAUGUAUUCACUCAUAAAUAUUAUGAAUAGAAGUCAGCUGUAUAACAGACACACCUCCCAGUCCUGUUAAGCUCAGCUAAACACUCUUCACAAUGCAAAUCCCUGUGCACAGCAAGUCAGCAUGUUUGCACACACGUUGCUUUGCACGCUGGAGACUGUAGUGCUGCUCAGUCAGGAGCCACAAGCCCUGGUGAUUACACAAAGUGGAGAAGAACCACAUAGCCCAGCAUGACUUAACGCACCUGCUUAUUUAUCCAGCUUGACUGGGUGAACUGAAACGGUGACCAAUGGGCUGGUAAUCUUUUUGAUUCUCACCCCUAAAUGCUGUCUUAUCAGCUCUUAUUUUAUAGAUUAGUUUAGUGGACUAGUUGUGAAUUCACUGUUACAUCUGCUGCUUGUGGAACAAGAAUCAUCUGCCUGGGAUUCUUUUUCUGAAUCAUAAGGACACAGUUUGGUGUAACUUUGUCAAGGACUGCUCCUGGACAUGAAACCGGGUGUGCGGGUCUGUGUGCCCUCUGCGGCGGUGCUGGGCCUGUUUUGCCGAGGCUGUCUCAGCAGGUCGCGGAGCUGGCCCGGCCGCAGCUUCAGUUCCACCUCCAGGGAGAUGAGCAGGUGGAACAGCCAGGACGCCAGCCCCCCAUCUCCUCAGGAAAACGUGCGCGUGCUCAUCACAGGUGGGCUUGGGCAGUUAGGUGUGGGACUUGCACAGAUGCUGAGAAAACAGUAUGGAAGGGACAAUGUAAUCCUGUCAGACAUCAAGAAGCCUCCACCUCACGUUUACGCCAAUGGCCCGUUUGUAUACGCUGAUGUUUUGGACUACAAACACCUCCGAGAACUUAUUGUAAACAAUCGCGUCACUUGGCUGGUCCACUACAGCGCUCUGCUUAGUGCUGUGGGUGAGGCUAAUGUGGCUUUGGCACGAAAGAUCAACAUCACAGGCCUACAUAAUGUGCUGGACUUGGCCUUAGAGAACUGUUUGCGCCUCUUUGUCCCCAGCACUAUUGGGGCAUUUGGUCCCUCUUCUCCACGUGACCCGGCCCCUGACCUCUGUGUUCAAAGACCUCGAACCAUCUACGGCGUGUCUAAAGUGCAUGGUGAACUGAUGGGGGAGUAUCUCCAUCAUAAAUACGGCUUGGACUUCCGCUGCCUGCGUUACCCUGGAGUGAUAUCAGUUAACACACCUCCUGGUGGUGGAACUACAGACUACGCUGUUCAGAUCUUCCAUGAUGCUCUCAGCACAGGUCACCAUGAGUGCUACCUGCGACCCGACACCCGUCUUCCCAUGAUGCAUAUCUCUGACUGCCACCGUGCCACGGUAGAGUUCAUGCAGGCUCCGGAGUGCCAGCUGUCACUGCGCACCUACAACAUAGCUGCCAUGAGCUUCACCCCUGAAGAGGUGGCCCAAGAAAUCCGCAAGCAUCUCCCUCACCUCAAGGUCACCUACAAUCCUGACACUGUCCGCCAGACCAUUGCAGACAGCUGGCCUGUAAGAUUUGAUGACACCAAUGCCAGGAGAGACUGGGGCUGGGCGCCAGCCUUCGGGCUUGAGGAGUUGGUGUCGGACAUGCUCCGCUCCAUCCGAGACAAGAGGACCAGCGAGGGUUUGCCAGUCAGCUAGCAAAACCUGCUGCACCAAGACUAACCAAUGCCCUACCUACCACUGACUUUUCUUCAGUCUACAUUUACCAACAGCACACUUUGUUUUACUUCACUUUUACAAAUUGUCAACCAGUAUCAUCUGUUUGUCUGGAGCAUUGCUGCACCGUGCCAGGGACUGAUUGUAAAAUGGAAAUUCUCAGUCAUAACCUCUUUAUAUUCAGUGGAAAGUGAGAUGUCAAACACGUGUGCACACACACACACACACACAUGCACACACACAGACACACACACACUUCAGUCUUUUCAGGGAAUCAGAUGCUGUCAAACCUUCUCUUCAUCUUUGUGGUUUUUAUUGUUCUCAUGGUAUAAGCAUCCCUUUACACAUGGGCAUGUUGCCUCAGGUGGAACAGAAACGUUUCUUAAGCUUUAAAGAGUUUCAGAUGUUGAUCACAUGCAUGAGCACACGAGCGUGUUUCAGCGUCUGUUACAAUAUCUAACACAAUAUGGACAAGUUCCACGUGUAGAACAACAAAUCUGUUGGACAUUUUGAAUCCAGGAUCAUCUGGAAUGACUGACUCAGUUGACUUUGGACUGUAAUGAAAAAUCAUGUAUCCUGGCUGUUUUGUAAAGCACUCUUUUAUAAUAUAGGCUAUCAAACGAAACUCACAGUACAUACAACCGCACUACCUUUGCCGUGGCACAGAACAGGAAGCCUUUACUUUUUUGCCAGCGGUGUGAUUACAAAUAUGAAUGAGUAACAGUAUCAAAUGAGGCCGUAUUUACUUAGGAAAACAAUAUAUUAAAAAUGCUGUGUACUUUGAAUCAGACCUUUAAUAAUAAAAAUGUUAUUUACCCAAAGAGCAUUGAAUACCGUACGCUGCCAAAGUUUC
Haplochromis burtoni (Burton's mouthbrooder) is the source of this 2585-nucleotide messenger RNA. It is a transcript of the gene tdh2, whose product is annotated as L-threonine dehydrogenase 2. Lineage: Eukaryota; Metazoa; Chordata; Actinopteri; Cichliformes; Cichlidae. The record is from RefSeq and is a predicted model, not a curated record. Gene Ontology annotation, molecular function: L-threonine 3-dehydrogenase activity. The coding region runs from base 581 to 1714 and encodes 377 amino acids. The transcript has 9 exons. Gene Ontology annotation, biological process: L-threonine catabolic process.